AUGCGCUGCGGUGAAGAAUUUGCCGUUAUCGAAUUCGACGACGGCGAGUGCGUUAUCUGCAUCCUGGAAUUGGGCAAGGUCUUUGAAUUUGACAAUAGUGCCGAUUGCAAAGACCUUCUUCACCUUGUCCUGAUCGCCAAUCUGCAGCAGCCAUCUAGCAGCGUCAAUGUCGUGGAUGCCAGCGUCAAGGAAGAUGCCUCCCGAUUUGGCUGCGUAUUUCAUAAACUUAUCGGCGGCUGUAUAUGGCCGUCAACUGAUGUCCUCGGUACUGUAACACUCCUGAAGAUGUGA
Molecule: messenger RNA, 291 nt
Organism: Clonostachys solani
Lineage: Eukaryota; Fungi; Ascomycota; Sordariomycetes; Hypocreales; Bionectriaceae
Source: the annotation of a GenBank genome assembly